Diabrotica balteata is the source of this 1608-nucleotide messenger RNA. NCBI's taxonomy places the organism in Eukaryota, Metazoa, Arthropoda, Insecta, Coleoptera, Chrysomelidae. The record is from the annotation of a GenBank genome assembly.
AUGUUACGCGGAGGACUUAAGUGGAAGGAACGAAUCGUCCUCGGGUUGUGCGUGGCCGUGGUGUUGUUUACAUUAGUGGUGGUAGUUGAUAUACAAAUGGAUUUGGGGAUGUCGGGACGGCCUUUGGUAGCGUCACAUGGAAGAGUAAAAUAUGUCGUUGAAGAUGGGCCUGAAAGUGUUUACGGCAGAUUCAGGAAUAGGCUACUGCAGAAAACGCAUAGUGCCGCCGUAACUAGUGCAAACAUUUCCAAAGAGAGUCUUCCGAAUGAAAUAUCUGGCCUUAAUGGACACAUCAAAGAUGGCGCCGUUUCUCCCAACGAUGCCAUUCUCUCCAAUGACAAGCAAAAAGACGGCGAAAAACCUUCAGGUCAGCACCCGCACGACGAUUUCAGCGACAUUGUCGACUACAUCAUGCUGGACGAUGGCGAGCGGGCGAAAUUCCGAAAGGAGAUGGACAGGUCCCAUCCUAUCGUUCACCAACCGACAAAGGAGGGCAAGAGGAAGGUUAGGACCAUCGGUGAAAUGAAGAAGAUGGUUAUUGAAAAAAAUUCGACUACGUUAGAAAAAUUCCAUGCCCAAAUUUCUGAAGAUGCAUUAUAUCCUGCUGAUAGUCCAUUCGUUGAUCAACUACUCCAUGAAAUGGCUACAGAAGCAAUCGUCCAUGUUGUACAGAAAACCGGUGGGACGCAGCUGAAACUCAUAAUUGAUUUUGCCAAUAAUAUGGAAGCUCUCUUCAAACCAAUGAGAUUCCCGAGGGAACAACAGACUCUCCCCAAUCACUUCUAUUUCACGGAUUACGAGAGGCACAACGCUGAGAUUGCUGCAUUCCACUUAGACAGGCUCCUGGGCUUUCACCGCGCCAUGCCAGUAACUGGCCGACUACUUAACAUGACCACAGAACUAUAUCAAAAAUGUGAAGGCGAACUCCUCAACACCUUCUUUGUAUCUCCAAGUGACAACCUUUGUUUUCAUGGUAAAUGUUCGUACUACUGUGACACAUCGCAUGCCAUCUGUGGAAACCCUGAUACGUUAGAAGGGAGUUUCGCUGCGUUUUUGCCGUCCUCAAAAGUUGCUCCAACUAAGGUAUGGAGGCAUCCAUGGCGAAGAUCGUAUCAUAAACGGCGGAAAGCCCAGUGGGAGACCGACCCCAACUAUUGCCAACUUGUUAGAGAAAUACCACCCUACGAUAAGGGCAGAAGGUUGUACGAUUUAAUGGAUAUGUCUGUUUUCGAUUUUCUCACUGGGAACAUGGAUAGACAUCACUACGAAACUUUCAAAAUUUUUGGAAAUGAAACAUUUACGUUACAUUUGGAUCACGGAAGGGGGUUUGGCAAACCAUAUCAUGACGAACUGACCAUUUUGGCACCAGUACUUCAAUGUUGCCUCCUUAGACAAUCCACACUGGAAACGUUAAUAAGAUUCCAAAAUGGCCCUGUCAAGUUAAGCCAAGCCAUGCGCAUGAGCAUGAGCACCGAUCCUGUAGCUCCAAUUCUAUGGGAGCCCCAUCUAGAGGCUCUAAAUCGUAGGUUAGAAACUGUCCUAAGAGUUAUAAGAGACUGUUUACAAAAAGGUGAAAGUCCCAUUUCGGGCAACGAAAAUGAAACGUAG